Messenger RNA from Manihot esculenta (cassava), 1349 nucleotides. RefSeq names its product ATP-dependent Clp protease proteolytic subunit 5, chloroplastic. Gene Ontology annotation, molecular function: ATP-dependent peptidase activity; ATPase binding; serine-type endopeptidase activity. Gene Ontology annotation, cellular component: endopeptidase Clp complex. Bases 189 to 1112 code for a protein of 307 amino acids. Gene Ontology annotation, biological process: protein quality control for misfolded or incompletely synthesized proteins. The record is from RefSeq and is a predicted model, not a curated record. NCBI's taxonomy places the organism in Eukaryota, Viridiplantae, Streptophyta, Magnoliopsida, Malpighiales, Euphorbiaceae. The transcript has 9 exons.
UAAACCUGUUCCUUGUUCGAACACACUACUAGUAGCUUCCGCCUCUCUCUCUCUCAUCCAAUUGCUCCGAAAUUGAGAGCCGUCGAGCCCUAAAAUUUUUAGGAUAAGGCUAAUUUUAACUUUAAAAUUCGCAUAACCAAUUUAAUUUAGCACUUGUACGAGCUGAGUGUAGCAAUUGUCGGCGUGAAAUGGCACACUCGUUGGUCUCCUCAUCGGCCUCCUCUAUCAGAUUCAGUUCCCUAGCGUUCUCUCCAAACCCUAGCAGCAAUCUCGAUUCUCAGAAGCAUUUUCUCCCCUUCGAGCCCCUUCGUUCCAGGAAUUUGAGAAAGUUUAGUAGUACUAGAAAGAACUUUCAGCUAUCUCCAGCAAAGGCCGUUUACUCUGGUGAGUUUUGGGCACCUGAGAGAAGUUCCCGACAAGGGAUUUGGUCAAUAAGGGAUGAUUUGGAAAUUCCGUCGUCACCUUAUUUUCCUGCAUAUGCCAAUGGGCAAGGUCAAGCACAGGGGCCACCUCCAAUGGUGCAUGAGAGAUUCCAGAGUGUUAUUAGUCAACUUUUUCAACAUAGAAUUAUUAGGUGUGGUGGAGCUGUUGAUGAUGACAUGGCAAACAUCAUUGUUGCUCAACUUCUCUACCUUGAUGCAGUUGAUCCUAAUAAGGAUAUUGUAAUGUAUGUAAAUUCUCCAGGAGGAUCAGUUACAGCUGGCAUGGCGAUAUUUGACACAAUGAGGCAUAUCCGACCUGAUGUAUCCACAGUCUGUGUUGGAUUGGCUGCUAGUAUGGGAGCUUUCCUGCUUAGUGCUGGGACGAAAGGGAAAAGAUACAGCUUGCCAAACUCAAGGAUAAUGAUCCAUCAACCUCUUGGUGGAGCUCAAGGUGGGCAAUCUGAUAUAGAUAUCCAGGCAAAUGAAAUGCUGCAUCACAAGGCAAACCUAAAUGGGUAUCUGGCCUACCACACUGGUCAAACUCUUGAGAAGAUCAACCAGGAUACGGACCGCGACUACUUCAUGAGCGCAAAAGAAGCCAGAGACUAUGGGCUUAUUGAUGGCGUGAUCACAAAUCCUCUCAAGGCAUUCCAACCGCUAGCAGCUGCAGCUGCAGCAGAUCAACAAUGACCACACUUUAAUUUGUGUAAAAUUCCUGGUGCUUGAGCUUGAGUACUAUUUAUUGUAGAGUUAAAUGAGAAAGAUCACAUUUGGUGUUCUUAGUUUUGCUAGAUGAUGUUAUGCUGGCAAAUAAACGAGCAUUUCUUUGCCGUUACUCCUAACAGAAUCUUAUCCAGCUCCUUUUUCUCUAAUCUUUUGACUUUUCUGGAAUUAUGGUUUCUCCAAUUCUAGAUAAUGUUUGCUUCA